This is a messenger RNA of Thunnus maccoyii (southern bluefin tuna), 3474 nucleotides long. It is a transcript of the gene rnf26, whose product is annotated as ring finger protein 26. The transcript has a single exon. The coding region runs from base 475 to 1824 and encodes 449 amino acids. Gene Ontology annotation, molecular function: ubiquitin protein ligase activity. Lineage: Eukaryota; Metazoa; Chordata; Actinopteri; Scombriformes; Scombridae. The record is from RefSeq and is a predicted model, not a curated record. Gene Ontology annotation, biological process: ubiquitin-dependent protein catabolic process; protein ubiquitination.
GAAGUGGAGAAGUCAGCUGACACGACCAAAACAAAUAUGGCGGCAACAUUAGCGACGGUUAAACACGUUUAAGCUUAUAGUGAGUCUUUCUUCGUCUCUCCUACUUUUGACUGUUGGUUUUACAAAUCUCAGCUUUUAUAAAGUGACCGUCUAACUAAUUAAAUGUUUCCGGACCGUGUUCUGAACGAGGCCUAACCCGGAAAACAAACGGAAGUGUCCGUCGCUCAUUUGAAACCAAACAUCCGCCUGUGUAACGCCUGUGUUUACAAUGUUAGCUUGUCGCUUCAGAUGAAGAAACAAAGAUGAGGAAACCAUGAAAAGUAAAUCAUUUAUCGUCCGUUUAGCGGUGCGAGGAAUGGCGUACUGUUUCGCCUGGCACAGAGGAUCAAUCAACGAGUGUCUCACCGUGAACAAAUAAACGAAACAUGGACUUUACCGUGGAGACAAUCGAGAGGUAAACAUCGAUAAGAUACCAUGGGUUUGGUGAACUUUGUCAUCUCCACUGUAGGAAAAUGCCUCGACGCUGCUUGCUUGCUGCUGGACCUGAAUUUUGUCAUCGUCCACACGGUCGUCCGGACUAUCCUGGCCGUGGUCGCCUUCAUCACCAACCUGCCCACACUCCUCCUCAACUUAGUGCUGCAGUUGGGCAACUUUCUCCUGUUUUGCUUGAUGUCCAUGGCAGAGGCGACAUCAAACAUAGCCCAAGAUGCAGUCACCACGCUGGGCAGCUUGGUGCUGGCACUGGAGGGACUGCUGGAGAGCCUGAAGAUGGUGGGUUACCUGUCCAUGCACGUCCUGCUUCGAGGGAAGGACCACCUGUAUCGAGGUCUGCUGUCGGUGGUGGAGGGCUGCGGCAUCGCUGUCAGCCUGGUGGUCUAUUUCACCAACACGGUGGUCAACUUUGCACUCAUCGCCACCCAGAACCUGUACCUGGCGGUGGUCAGCGUGUGGCAGACGGUCUCCAGCCCGCUGCAGAAGGUGCUGGAGCUCACGUUGACCUCUUUCACCUUUCUCUACAGCAGUGUUGUUGGGACGUCAGCUUUCCUGUGGUCACCCUGUAAACUGGUAUUAGACUUUCUGGUCUCGCUGGUUCAUAUGUUCAUCAGCAUCUUUAUUCUGAACAUCUAUGGCCUCCUGCUAACUGUCACUAUCGCUCUAACAACCACUGCCUACCUAAACCCAGAACUGACCAGACAAGCUGCUAUGCGAAUUGUGGAUUACAUUAACUCUUUUCCUGCCCUGCGCAGACUUUAUCUGGCUCUACGCCGCCUGGCUUUGGCCCUGCAGAACACCCCAGACUCUGUACGUGGUGCCAUGCAACGCCUACAGAGGAUACUCCAUCACCUCCGCCUGCUAGAGAGACGACUUUGGCAGCAGCUGUCCCGACACAGCAGCCAGUUAGGCCUGGUGCUGAGGACACAUCUCCACAGGGACAACAACAACAGAGCACGUGGCGAUGGCGACCCCGGAGAGGAGAGGCGGGACCCACCUGACGGAAGAGCCGGGGAUGGAGUCCACCGGGAGCUGCUGGAUUUAGUUGUGCCCUCCUCCAGUACAAACAGACCUCUUAAGAAGCAGUCGUCUUCGGGUAAAGACAGUGAACCUCUGCCUGCUGAGAACCUGCUGACUCUGCUGAAGGAGCAGGAGGAAAGGAAGAAGUGUGUGAUCUGCCAGGAUUGUGCCAAGACGGUGGUGCUGCUGCCGUGCAGACACCUCUGCUUGUGUCGAGACUGUACAAACAUCCUGCUGAGGCAGCCGAUCUACCAACAGAACUGCCCGCUCUGUCGGCACAUGAUCCUCAACACUAUGGAUGUGUAUCUAUGAGGGAAUAACAGAAGUUGAUCUAAACCUGCUCGCUUCUAUACUUAAAGUGAAAUGAUGUUUUAUGUUACUGGGUUUACUGGGUUGUGUUAAAGGAUAUAUCUGGCUUUAUUUUAUGUUUUUCUUAUUGUCAACAAAUCCCAAAAUAGUUUCCUACUUCUCUAGUCUGUUGUCUGUGUAUUAAGUCCCACUUUUCUAAAACAGCGGGGCUCUGUAGUUGUUAACAUGUUGCUCAAACAGGCAUAAAUAGUGUUUGGGACUAUUUUCAGCCACAGAUUAAUACACAUGUGUUGCAGUAGUGAGUAUUCAUAUAUGUAGGGUUGACUCAAAAUAAACUACAGUGUUCAUUGUAAUGAAGACACAUGUCAUUGAUGUGUUUUUACAACAGCUGAGCUCUAUGUGCUUUAUGAAGCUUUAGCCACACAGACCAUUCUUGUUAGCAUGAUCAAUUUAUUAGGAUUUCUGGGAUUUGUUGGAUUACCAGAUCUAUCUGGUAAGAUUUGGUUUCAGGAAUGUGUAUUCUCUGAGAGCAAUAAAGGAAAGAAUUUUUUUUUUUGGUGCCAAGAUGCACCUGUGUAAAUAUCCAAGUGUUGCCAUGAUAUGUCUCAGGUCUUGUCGCCAUGGUAACCUGUAGGUACCCCUCCCUGAUGCUGAAAUGUUUACCACUGCUCAUGUCUUAAAUGUAGGCCGCUUUCAGUGGACCAAGCUGUGAAGAAAACUAACACUGUGCUUUUCUGCAUGAGUACACACAUGACUCCACACGCGUGUGUGUGUAUAACAGCAUACACUUAACGCCACAAGCUUUUGUUGCAGUGGAAGAUUUUACCAUUUAAAUAUACUCUUGUGAAUAAUGACCACUUCAGUUUAACUGUGUUGCAUAGAGCUUUUCACACAGAGCCAUGUUAAGAGAGUAAAAAAAAAAGGUUUUCUGUAUUUAAGGAAAGUGGUCUAUAAUUUUCCAGUCAGUCCUGAUAAAAUGCAGCUUUUAUUCCAUUUGUUCUAUUGAUAGGCCUUAUUCCAGUCUUCCAUCAGUGUUACAGUCACCACCAACACAAAAUCCAUAAAAGGUUUUCCCUUUCUUUUGUCAUUGCAAUAAAACAGAUUUCUGUCUGUAUAAAAGGACCAUAAACCAAUAAGGCUUUUUAAUUCCAUUUGUAUUUGUUUUUCCUUAUAUGUUGAUAUCAGUGUUUAAAGUUUACAUGGCAUUAUUGUGACACCACUUUAUGUGUAAUCAUUAUCGAUGGUGGCUGAUAUGGCGAAAGAAAGUACAAUCUGUUAUAUGCCUUCAUUUGUUUUUUGAAAAGUGUUUUACUUUAAACAGUUUGUAUGCUUUAAAGGAAUUUGAUUUCUGGGUUAUUUUUGUGACGGGAGCUAUGGAAUACCAAUUACUGACAUUAUUAUAUAAUCUACACAAACGACAACUCCUCUCAGGUAUUCCUAAAACAUGGAUGUAUGUAUUACUAACUAAAGAUUGCAGUGGACUGUAACAGCUCACAUGACCAUCAAAUGUUGCUACCUGCACUUUGUAUGACCUGUGUGAACGAAGUUGGACAGUGUGAUUUAGCGGACAUGAAUGUAACGUGUUUUUUAAGUGGGAUGGCUGCCACAUAACUGGCAAAUCUUCAUUUCAUAAUAAAACAACAGUCAUUGAAA